Messenger RNA from Drosophila gunungcola (fruit fly), 850 nucleotides. RefSeq lists its product as uncharacterized. The record is from RefSeq and is a predicted model, not a curated record. The transcript is spliced from 2 exons. NCBI's taxonomy places the organism in Eukaryota, Metazoa, Arthropoda, Insecta, Diptera, Drosophilidae. Bases 58 to 645 code for a protein of 195 amino acids.
AAUUUGUUAAAACAGUUGCAUUCUAUUUGUUCCCCAGAGCGGAUUGCAGUAGCAAAAAUGUUUAAGUUAUUAAUAAUUACUGUGCUAGGCAUUUUGAUGUACCAGAUGGUUAGUUGUGAUCCAGAAAGGUAUUUGUGCCGUCGACAAGUGGUAGUAAGCUAUACAGAAAACGUAGUUAAGCCCAUGAACGACUAUGGAAACUUUGCCAAAUAUUUUACAAAUUUGGGAAUAUCAGCAGGGAAUAAGACAGUGACAAAAACAAAAAUGCAAGAGGAAGAAAUUUGUUGCCCAGGCUACGAAAAGUUUCCGGACGGAUUGUGCGGGCCCGUUGAAACCACAACUGACACCGCAACAACGAUCUCAACGUCUACUUCAGAAGAACCCGAUUCAACCACAUCAACUGAGUCAAAUGAAGGGGAUUCAUCUAGUCCUUCUAGCUUAAUUAAUCCAGCUAAACAUUCCAAGGCAGAAAGGAUAAAAAAUAGCCAUAAACAUCUAACGUUAGGAAUAAUUUUUGGAGUUCUUGCACUGAUCAUUGCCAUUGCUACUGUUAUCACUUGGCAAAUUCGGAAACGUAGAAAUGUGUCAAUUGCUGAAGACCUACAAGUAAAAUUUGAUGCUGAAAUGCAAAGAGCUCUUUUGUAGAACUUUAAUAAUUGUACAUCUCUCAACACACAAAGGAAAUAAGUAUUUGCAAAAUUAAAAGAUACGUAUACGUAGGAAAGAAAUUUCAUGUGAAGCACCGUUCUUAUCAGUUUGAGCAAAGUGGAAAAACGAUAAAAUUGAAUUUCACAAUAGUUCGACACGCUUAAUAAUAAAAAACAAAGUUCAUUUUUUCAGAAGAUUAAAA